Molecule: messenger RNA, 2798 nt
Organism: Dioscorea cayenensis subsp. rotundata (Guinea yam)
Lineage: Eukaryota; Viridiplantae; Streptophyta; Magnoliopsida; Dioscoreales; Dioscoreaceae
Product: subtilisin-like protease SBT1.1
Exons: 2
Coding region: 201-2555 (784 amino acids)
Biological process (GO): proteolysis
Molecular function (GO): serine-type endopeptidase activity
Source: RefSeq, a predicted model, not a curated record
CAUACAUUAUCUUUCAUGGCCACUUAUGCUUUUGGGCAAGCAUGCCAUUAGUAAAAGCCAAAGAGAGCCAACAAUGGUGCUAUGACCGCAUGAGAGAACAACAUGCAAAUUAGCCUAACUCCACUUGCUUCCAUUUACUACCUCUAUAUAAUCUGACUCUCCACCUUAUGUGCCCUCAAGCCAAGCAUUGAGAGGGAAAGAUGAUUCUCCACUCUACUCCUUUAGUAAAAAUGAUUUCCCAUGUAUUCCUACUGUGUUUGAUGGCUUCAAUCAGUUCAAUGGCAUCCACAAUACAAUCCUCUUCACCUCCUUCCGAAGAGUCAAAGACAUACAUAGUCCACAUGGACGAAACCAAGAUGGCAACUCUUCAGAGCUCUCUCGCCGGAUCAAAGAAAUGGCAUGAAGCCGUGUUCGACUCCAUACUCGAACUCUCAGCUCAAGAAGCACGAGAAGAAGAAGGAGAAGCAUCAUCUCCACAGCUCCUCUACGCCUACAACACAGUGCUUUCAGGUUUCUCCGCCAAGCUCUCACCCAAGCAAGCAUCAUCCCUUGAAAAGAUUGAUGGUUUCCUAUAUUCAUUUCCUGACGUGCUACUAAACCUCCACACCACACACACCCCACAAUUCCUCGGCCUAAAACCCGGCGCAGGGCUUUGGUCACAGUCGAGCAUGGCGUCCGAUGUGAUCAUCGGCGUCAUCGACAGUGGCAUAUGGCCGGAACAUGAGAGUUUCCAAGGCAAUCACUUCUCUCCAAUCCCAAAGAACUGGAAAGGCAAAUGUGAAGCCGGCACCAAUUUCUCAUCCAACAACUGCAACAGAAAACUCAUCGGAGCUACAGCUUUUUGGAAAGGCUACGAGGCGUCCGGUGGAUUCAUCAAUGAAACCACAGAGUUUAAGUCUGUAAGGGACUCUGAAGGACAUGGCACGCACACUGCAUCCACUGCGGCAGGCAAUCUCAUCUCCGGCGCUAGUUUGUUUGGUAAUGCCAAAGGAUCAAUGACUGGGAUGAGAUACACUGCAAGGGUGGCCGCUUACAAAGCUUGCUGGUCCACCGGCUGUGCUAACUCUGACGUACUAGCAGCUGUGGAUCGAGCAGUGGCGGAUGGUGUGAAUGUGUUGUCUCUCUCUCUUGGAGGAGGUCCUCAGGAUUACUACGCCGAUAGCAUUGCUAUUGCCACCUUUGGAGCUAUCCAAAAGGGUGUCUUUGUCUCAUGCUCUGGUGGAAACUCCGGGCCCUCGGCUUUCACAGUGAGUAAUGCUGCACCAUGGAUCACUACAGUCGCCGCAAGUUAUAUUGACAGGAGUUUCCCAACUCUUGUCACUCUCGGUGAUGGCCGGACUUUCAAAGGUGCUUCUCUGUAUGUAGGAAAGCCAACCAAACAACUGCCUUUAGUUUACGGAUCCAAUGCUGGAGGUGAAGAUGCAGAGUAUUGCCAAAGUGGCACCCUCACCAGGAAAUUAGUUCAAGGAAAGAUGGUCCUCUGUGACAGAGGUUUCAACGGUCGAGCAGAGAAAGGGGAGAACGUUAAAUUCAACGGAGGUUUAGCAAUGCUUCUCUUGAACUCUGAGGAUGACGGCGAGGAACUCUUGGCUGAUACCCAUGUUCUUCCUGGUUCUUCACUCGGAGCUACAGCAUCAGCAGCCAUUAAGAAAUACAUUUCUUCUUCUAAGAACCCAACUGCUAUGAUAAAAUUCCUCGGCACGGUGUAUGGCGACCCUGCUCCGAUAUCAGCAGCAUUCUCAUCCAGAGGGCCGAACAUUAUGAGUGAGGACAUCAUUAAACCGGACGUGACCGCGCCGGGCAUGAACAUACUAGCUGCAUGGCCACCUUCUCUGAGUCCAACUCUUCUUGCCAGUGAUAAAAGACAUGUUUCUUUUAACAUAAUCUCAGGUACAUCCAUGUCCUGUCCUCAUGUCAGUGGAUUGGCUGCACUUCUUAAAUCCGUUCACUUUAACUGGUCCCCGGCUGCAAUCAAAUCAGCACUAAUGACAACAGCUUACACUGUCAACAACCGCAACAGUUCCAUAAUUGACAUAAGUUCAGGCUCUCCGGCCACACCGUUUGAUUUUGGCUCCGGACAUGUUGACCCGGAGAGAGCUUCAAAUCCAGGGUUGGUCUAUGAUAUUACUCCCAAUAACUAUCUGGAAUAUCUCUGUAGUCUGAACUACACAUCUAAGCAGAUGUCUGCGUUUGCCAGAAGAACCUACAGAUGUUCCAAAAGAAGUGUUAGACCAGCUGCCCAAUUGAACUACCCUUCAUUCUCUGUUCUGCUUAGCAGUGAUAAGCCCAAUUCAGUGUCGACACACACAAGGAUUGUGACCAAUGUUGGUGCUGCACGGUGCAAAUACACUGUUCAAGUGCGCCAACCAAAUAAGGUGACUGUGAAUGUAGUGCCCAAAGUGUUGGACUUCUCUAAGAUUGGGCAGAAGCUGAGUUACAAGGUAACCUUUGUAGGUAAUGGUCGUAAGGGACAGAGUGGUUAUUCAUUUGGCCACUUGAUUUGGACAUGCAAUGAAUUCACUGUUCGAAGUCCUAUAGCAGUUGCAUGGCAGUAGUGAUAGAGUUGAUGCAGUGGGAGAGGAACUGAACUUAAGUCUUAAGUGUUAAUUUUUAGCACUAGAAUAGUUCUAGUUAAUCACCGUUUAGCACUGAUUAACUCCAAAUAAAAAGCAUUGACUAUAUUUAAGAAGAACAUUGACAUGGUCAUUCCAGUUUGGUUUGAUGAUCAUGGUUGUUUGGUGGCAUGUUUUGGUGAAAUUAAUCUGUAUUGACUUUGACUAACAUGUUUAACGUUUUUA